UUUCUCACAAGAAUCAAGCAACUUUACGCGGAAACACUUGAGCAAUCUUGGUACAUAGAAGAUCAUCAGAAGCCAAUAAUUAUUCAACGAUGAAGCUUUAUAGCGUUUCCGAUGGACCACCAUCUCUUGCAUGUCGUCAAGCACUAGAAUCUUUGAAUAUUCAAUACGAAUUAAUCGACGUAGAUUUUGGCAAGGGAGAACACAUGACAAACAAAUAUGCAGAAUUAAAUCCACAAAAGGAGAUACCUGUGUUAGUUGACGAUGAUCUCGUAAUGGGAGAAAGUAACGCCAUUUUACAAUAUCUCGGUGAUAAAUACGAUACCGCAGGCAAACUGUAUCCAAAGGACCCAAAAGCUCGUGCAAUUAUCAACCAUCGUUUGUGUUUUAAUUUAUCUAUGUAUUAUCGUAAUAUUUCUGAAUAUGUGAUGGCUCCUAUAUUUUUUGAUUACAAAAGAACUCCCCUGGGUCUAAAGAAAAUGUCGAUAGCACUAGAUGUAUUUAACACAUACUUGCAACGCGACAAUUCAGAAUAUGCUGCGGGUAAUACACUGACUAUCGCCGAUUUCCCAUUAGUUACUGCAACCAUGUGUCUAGAAGCAAUUGAUUUCAAAUUGAGUGCAUGGCCUUGCGUAGAAAAAUGGUAUAAUAACUUUAAACGGAAACAUCCGGAUUUAUGGGAAAUCGCUGCAGAAGGUAUGGGAGAGAUUAGUUACUAUGAAAAGAAUCCACCUGAUUUAUCUGACAUGGACCAUCCGAUCCAUCCAAUUCGCAAAAACACUAAAUAAUCUGA
Molecule: messenger RNA, 790 nt
Organism: Habropoda laboriosa
Lineage: Eukaryota; Metazoa; Arthropoda; Insecta; Hymenoptera; Apidae
Gene: gfzf
Product: glutathione S-transferase 1-like
Exons: 7
Coding region: 90-785 (231 amino acids)
Biological process (GO): glutathione metabolic process
Molecular function (GO): glutathione transferase activity
Source: RefSeq, a predicted model, not a curated record